UAAAAAAGAAUUGCCUGUGGAUCUCUGAUAUGCCAUUAGAUUAGAUCUAGAAGGGACUUUGAAGUCUGCAUAUUUCUGGUAUGGGCCAAGACCAUACUGCUUUAUAGAGGGAGGAACCUUUUGGACUGUGUGUGGAUGGUAGGUACCGGUAGGAACUAGGAAGGGCACCUGCAAAACUGUUAAUAAGAAAAGAGAUUAGGCUAAAUAAAUAACCAUAACAGACACAUUGCAAAAAAACAAAGUGGAAAUGUGUCCAUAACAUUGAGCAACAGUAUCCAGCUAGUUUAUGUAAAAUGGGUGGGUGUCACUGUUUUUAAUUAGCUCAUCAAAUCUACACUACAAUCUUAACAGCCCUCCUGAAUACAGCCCAUUGUUCUGGGCAAAUAAUAAUAAUGUAUUCAACUUUUAUGUCGCUGUUCAUGACGUAAAUAAAUAUCAAAGCGUUGUAAAGCAACAACAAAAACGCCGUUUAAAAAGAAACGUAUCAUCAUGAGUAGAUCGACGGUUAAUAAGAGGCUGAAGGUUGAGAGAGUUCAUGGCUUGAUUGAGGUCAGCGGAGGGCGUACGUACGCCAUCAAUAGUAUAAGUGUCUGCUUUAUGUGCGUAAACUGCUCUAUGGGCAGUGUGCUGUGGAGACUAAAAGGGUCGGGGAAAGGUUAAGCGUUCAUCCGGGGUCGCCAAUGCCCUGGGGGCUAGUGUGUGUGUUUAAUCUAGAACCGAAACACGAGGUCUAUGUUGCAUUUUGAUUAUGUACUUUGGUUAGUCACGGAAUACUCUGCACUGUUAUAGUGUUUACAAUAGUUACUGAGCUUUGUUUUUUUUUACCAAGGACCUGUUGUUGCCAGACAUCUGGACAAGGUUUAGUUUCAGAUGCAGGCUAAAUGGAAAAGUAAUGUUCAGGCUACAUGGUAGUGUUUGAGAGGCAGCUGGAAACAAAGGAUGGCGAAGAAUGGAAAGGGAAAAGGCCAGGGCGCAAAUCCAGAUCUGCGUCAUUUUUUUGGGAUAUGCUGCGCUUUUGGGGUGGUCCAAAGAUCAACCUGUUGUCCACUUUAUAGAAUACACCUUAGCAGACGCGAAAUUCAGCGGUAAAUGUGACUACCUUCCUUUAUAACAGUGACAACCCUAAAAACCCAGGGGCAACAGGAUGAACAUGCUUUCGGGGGGCUUUGACUUAUCCCAACAACCAUUGCAAAAGCGGCACAGUUGACUGUCUGCCACAGAAGCAUCGCUCUUGUUUAUGGUGUGCUGCUGCCCUUCACGCCUCUCCGGAGUCUGUAGGUGGAAACCGACAGCAUCUCCAGCUCGAAGCCUGUUUUUAGUGCGCCAGGUUCGAUAAUGGAAGCAACAGAUAUCAUGGAUUUAACACCUCAGAAACCGAGAAAGCACCCGCAUCCAAUCAAUUCCGUGGAUGAGUCCGUAGUACACGCGUCCCUGAAACGAAUCUCAAUGCGAACAGGAGCGGAAUGCGGGGACGCUCCGUUCAUGUACUCAAGAAGCAACCCCUUACCUGCAGUAUCACUAAAGCAGAAUGAUAAUGCUGUGUCUUCAUCGUCAGCGCAGGAUAACCGUUCCAGCAUGUCCAGGCCAAUGAUCACCAGAUCGCCAGCGUCCCCCCUGAGUAACCAGGGCAUCCCGACACCCGCCCAGCUCACCAAGUCCAACGCCCCUGUGCACAUCGACGUGGGCGGACACAUGUACACCAGCAGUCUGGCCACGUUAACCAAGUACCCAGAGUCCAGAAUCGGCCGUCUCUUUGAUGGCACAGAGCCCAUAGUGUUGGACAGUCUGAAGCAGCACUACUUCAUUGACAGGGACGGACACAUGUUCCGCUACAUCCUCAACUUCCUCAGGACUUCCAAGCUCCUCAUCCCAGACGACUUCAAAGACUAUAGCCUGCUGUACGAGGAGGCCCGGUACUUCCAGCUGCAGCCCUUGCUGGCCGAGCUGGAGCACUGGCGCCAGGAUCGCGACUUGGCCAGGGUGUCACGCCCCUGCGAGUGCCUGGUGGUACGCGUGGCGCCCGACCUGGGAGAGAGGAUAACGCUGAGCGGAGAUAAGGCCCUCAUCGAGGACGUGUUCCCGGAGAUCGGCGACGUCAUGUGCAACUCGGUCAAUGCCGGCUGGAACCACGACUCCACACACGUCAUCCGCUUCCCGCUCAAUGGAUACUGUCAUCUCAACUCUGUCCAGGUGUUGGAGCGUCUGCAGCAGCGUGGCUUUGAGAUCGCCGGCUCCUGCGGUGGAGGCGUCGACUCUUCCCAGUUCAGCGAGUACGUCCUGAGGAGGGAACUGAGGAGAGCGGGCCAGCGAGGAGGGCCUAACUCAAACAGGAUAAAACAGGAGCAGCUGGACUAGAGACCCCCCAGAAACUGGGGGGCGCUAGACUCUUUUUUUGGGUGGCAGCCAAGCGCUCAUCGGGACGCAGCAGAGCUCUGUGGACUCUGAGGCCAUUCUUGCGAAUAUUAGAAUACGUUUAAAUGUAUACUUUUUCUCGGUCUCAUAAUGCGCAUCAGCUCAUUAGAAUCGUUGACGAAGUUGCAUGUUCAAACGCUACAUAUUAGCUUUUCCCAUCAGAGAACCUGACCUAUGCUAACCUAGCCAGCUGGCAGGGAUUGUUUCUUAUAACAAACUCUGCAUCAGCCUAUCAAAGGUCUUACUAUUCACCAACCAAUGACACCAAGGGGGCUCCCGAGUGGCCAGUGGUCUAAGACACUGCAUCUCAGUACAAGAGGCACUGCAGUACCUGGUUUGAAUCCAGGCUGCACCACAUCUGGCCGUGAUUGGGAGCUCCAUAGGGCAGCGCACAUUUGGCCCAGCAUCGCCCGGGGUAGGCCAGCAUCGCCCGGGGUAGGCCGUCAUUGUAAAUAAAACAUUUGUUCUUAACUGACUUGUCUAGUUAGAGGUAAAAUACAAAACAUACUUAAAAUAAUACAACUUGGACACCAGAGGGGUAUUUUUAAACCUCUACGUUUGCUUUUAUUCCUCUUGGUCUGUCUCAAGUGUGGAGUGCCAGUAUUGCAUGAUGCAUCCUCGACUAGGCUACUAGCUAGGUUGUCUGAUGGGAACAGGUAACAUAUAGCGGUUUGAUCACGUGCAACUAUGUCAACGAUUUGAAUUUGCUGAUGCGCAUUUUGAGACCGAGGGGAAAAGUUUCAACUUAAAUGUAUUCUAAUGUACGCAAGUAUGGCACCAUGCAGCUCGUUGUCUUUCUGUUUUUCUUUCUUUGUCAGUAUGUUUUUACAACUCGAGAAGAACCACUGAGAAAGAGAGAAAAUAAGGUGCGACGGGAGAUUUUUUGUUGUUGUUGUUGUUGCUGUAAGAACAUUUGAGUUCAUAUCUCAAGGACAUUUGUGAAUGUUCAAGCCCCCCCCCCCAAUGAGAGAGAUCAUAUUUUCGCAGGGUCCCCAAGUAAAGUUUGUUUUAAAACUUUGAACCUACGGUUAGACAUGAUCAAGACCACACAAAAUGUUAAUGGUUUGGCGGCACAUGUAGUGCAAGGCCUCUCACCAGAGAGAUGUAGUUUUUAAUUUACCCGCCUCCACAAAGUCACAUUUUUCUGCCAUACUGUAAUGUGUUGCAGGAUCUCCGUUCACAUAACCACCAUUAUUUUGAGCCGAAUAUUCUUCGAAUUCUUUCUUCUCCACACUCUUAUUCACACAGGAUGUUUAAGUAUUGUGAUACAUGCAAAUUAAGUGUUUGUUUUUAAAAAUCGAAGUUAGCUUAUUGGAUGUUAUGCUAUGAAAUAGAGUUCACAGUAUUAUCAAGAUUUUAUGUCAUAGACCAUUCUAUACUCACUACAUGAAAAGGAUGAAGUCGAUUCUAAGAAAUGGCACAGAAUUGCCUCUUUGUUAGGGGACUAAGACUAGAGAACAGAGGUCAUUUAGAGGAUCAUAAGAUCGACCUUGUGACAUACUGUAAAUGAGAUUUGCCAUCGUAUGUGUUUUGAGGUUGUUUUUUUUAAAUGUUGAAAUGGACACCUUUUUUAAACUGAAUAAUGUUGCCUCAUUAAUGACUGCAUAUGUGAGGCUAUUAUUAUAAGACCCACAUUUUAAGAAUUACUCUUAGGAUAUAUCAAUGAUAUGACGUUUGAUCAUCGAACUAUUUCCAACGCGAUCUACCUACGCUCCCUAGAUUUGAGUAAAGAGGAAUGUAGCACUAAAAUGUGAAAUAAAUCUUCAACCAAAGUUGUA
Molecule: messenger RNA, 4190 nt
Organism: Oncorhynchus mykiss (rainbow trout)
Lineage: Eukaryota; Metazoa; Chordata; Actinopteri; Salmoniformes; Salmonidae
Product: BTB/POZ domain-containing protein KCTD1
Biological process (GO): protein homooligomerization; negative regulation of DNA-templated transcription
Cellular component (GO): nucleus
Molecular function (GO): transcription factor binding; transcription corepressor activity
Source: RefSeq, a predicted model, not a curated record